Messenger RNA from Triplophysa rosa, 1764 nucleotides. It is a transcript of the gene cpvl, whose product is annotated as carboxypeptidase vitellogenic like. The transcript has 13 exons. The record is from RefSeq and is a predicted model, not a curated record. Bases 80 to 1576 code for a protein of 498 amino acids. NCBI's taxonomy places the organism in Eukaryota, Metazoa, Chordata, Actinopteri, Cypriniformes, Nemacheilidae. Gene Ontology annotation, biological process: proteolysis. Gene Ontology annotation, molecular function: serine-type carboxypeptidase activity.
GAUCACGUGACAAAGCCCAUAGUCAUAUGAUUUCCACACAACGUGACAUAAACAACCCUGUCGCUAUUUCUACAGUCUUAUGUACCGAUGUAACCGGUCUGUUGAUUUCCAACUGGCAUCUUUAAGUUACUGCUGUAUAAUGCUGAAGGAAACUCUACGGCUGUUGUGUCUCCUGGCUGUGCUGGAGUCGGUCUGCUCCCGCGGCUGCUCCUCAUUCUUCUGCCGGAGAACCCGGCGUGUGAGCGGGUCACAUGAUGGAGCCGACCCGGGCAAACCUCUCAUUCUCACUCCCUAUCUGGAGGAAGGCAAGAUCGAACAAGCCAGAAAACUGAGUUUGGUGGGUCCUCUACCUGGUGCCAAUGUCAAGAGUUUCUCUGGAUAUCUCACUGUGAACAAGACUUACAACAGUAACCUUUUCUUCUGGUUCUUCCCUGCACAGGUGAGACCGGAGACCGCUCCAGUGCUGUUGUGGCUGCAGGGAGGACCUGGGGGCACGUCCAUGUUUGGCUUGUUUGUGGAGCACGGCCCAUAUUUUGUUAAUAAAAACUUCACAUUGGGCUACAGAGAUUUCCCCUGGACAUCACGCUACUCGGUUCUGUACAUCGAUAACCCGGUUGGCACAGGGUGGAGCUUUACUCAGGAUGAUCGAGGAUUUGCCCAAAACCAGGACGAUGUGGGCAGAGACUUGUACAGUGCCCUGAUUCAGUUCUUUCAGAUUUUUAGUGAGUUUCAGUCCAAUCCGUUUUAUGCCACAGGCGAGUCAUAUGCAGGAAAGUAUGUUCCAGCAAUUGGUUACUACAUCCACAAGAACAAUCCCUCUGCCAAAGUAAAGAUUAACUUCAAAGGAGUGGCCAUCGGAGACGGUCUGUGUGACCCUGAGCUGAUGCUGGGCGGUUAUGCAGAUUUCCUCUACCAGACGGGCCUGGUGGAUGAGCUGCAGAGGCAGUACGUAAAGAUGCAGACGGAUGCAGGAGUCAAACUCAUCCAGGAACAGAGAUGGGUGGAAGCAUUUGAGGUGUUUGACAGCUUACUGAACGGUGAUGUUGUUCCUUAUCCCUCAUUCUACCAAAAUGCCACUGGCUGCACUAACUACUUCAACUACAUGCAGUGUCAGGAACCUCCAGAUCAGGAGUAUUUUUCUUCAUUUGUGACUCUACCGGAGGUUCGCCGUUCCAUCCAUGUUGGCAAUCUCACAUUCCAUGAUGGCUCUGAGGUUGAGAAGCAUCUGCUUCAGGAUGUCAUGAAGUCCAUAAAGCCGUGGUUGGGUGUUCUCAUGGACAACUAUAGAGUGUUAAUCUAUAGCGGGCAACUUGAUGUCAUUGUUGCAGCUCCUCUGACCGAGCGCUUCCUGCCCACCGUAAACUGGUCUGGAGCAGACGAGUUUACAAAAGCAGAGCGCUUUGCCUGGAAGGUCCAGCCCGGUGAUACUGAAGUGGCAGGUUAUGUACGACAAGUGAAAGAGUUCUUCCAGGUGAUUGUCAGGGGAGGCGGGCAUAUUUUGCCUUACGACCAACCAGAGAGAUCAUUCGACAUGAUUGAUAGAUUCCUCUCUACAGAUGGAUUCUCAUCACCCUGAAGCACUAAGAUCAGAUUGAAAGUGACCACUGAAUGAAUCUGUGUUUAGUUGUGUAACAUUUCAAUGCAAUCUUUUUGUUCUAUUAUGAAACGGGGCAGGGAUUUGUUUUUAAUUGGUUGCUGUAUGUUUAAUUAGCAGAGACUGUUUUUAUUGUAUUUGUUUUUGAUUAAAGGAUGAUUUGAUAGUAU